UUUGAGAGCUGCCUAUGCGCACACGCACACACACACACACACACACACACACACACACACUCGUGCGUGUCGGCUUAGUUUCUGGACAAGACGAGGGCUGCGCUGAAGGUUUGCUGGGGUUUCACUGGCACUGCUUACAUUACAAGGCUCCAGGAUUCAGGAACCGGGAGAGAACACCUGAAUUUGAGAGAAGGUGCCCUUUAAUUUACAGGCUGACAUGGAGCUGCAGGACAUGGACAACACGGCUGGGAAUCACGAGACCAAGAUCCUGUUAGGGCGACCUUCUUGUAAACCAGAGUCGUACGACUACAUUUUGGUCGGCAAAAAAAUCGACAACGAGGAGGCGGAGACAUUUAAGAAGCAAAAGGCUUUCAUAGAAGAGCUAAAAGCGAAGAACUUUGAUGUGAAAGUUGUUUGCCGGGAAAACAAAGACGGGGACAAGUUGUUCUAUGGAAUCCGUGCCCCCGAGGACAUUUUUGAGAAGUACAGGUACCUGCUGAAGGUGUCUGACUCCUGCAACGGGAGCAGGGAGCUGCAAGGGGACGUUCUCCUGUCCACCAGAAUAAGGAUCGUCCACUUCGUCCUUCACAACACAUUCAUUAAGACCGGAGAGAAGCUGUCGGAGCUCAUGAAGCGAGGUGUGUUUGAGACCAAGUUCUGCCUGCAUGAGAAAAAUGAGCAGAAGACAUUGACAAGCAAAUGGGCUCGAUGGACUGCUUCCUUCAGAAGGCAGCCCAUCUCUGAUGUCAGGGACUACUUCGGCGAGAAGGUUGCCCUGUACUACGUGUGGCUGGGCCUGUACACGACUCUGCUGAUCCCAGCGGCCACCUUGGGAAUCAUCGUGUUCCUCUACGGCAUGGCGUUCUUCGAAACCAGCCCCCUCAUUAAGGAGGUGUGCGAAGCUGACACCAUCAUGUGCCCCCUCUGCGACAAGAAGUGCAAAGUGUGGCAGCUUUCAGACACGUGUACAUAUGCCAAGGUGAGCCAUCUCUUUGACAAUGAAGGGACCGUGGCCUUUGCUAUGUUCAUGGCAGUGUGGGCCACCGUGUUCCUGGAGCUCUGGAGGAGGCAGCGAGCUGUGCAUGUCUCUGGGUGGAAUGUCUCCGAGUGGGAUGAAGACGAGGAGGAGCUCAUACUGGGUAUGGUGAAUGAUCCACGCUAUUCUCCCAAGAAGUACGAGCAGUCCUGCCUCCGCAGCACUGUGGUGCUCAUCCUGGUCACGCUCAUGCUGAUGUUGAUCAUCGGCCUAGCGCAGGCGUUAGUGAUUUUCCGGGUGGCGGCCACCGGCCUUUUGUCGGAGGGGUCGUCGCAGUUUAUGAAGGACAACGCCAACACCUUUGCUGUCAUUAUGGGUGCUGUGCUGCACUACCUCACCAUCAUCAUCAUGACCAAGGUCAACAGGAGAGUGGCCUUGCUGCUGUGUAAAAUAGAGAAGACGAGAUCAUUCGUGACCACAGAGCGCAGCUUCACGGUCAAGAUGUUCACCUUUCAGUUCUUCACCCUCUUCUCCUCUCUGUUCUACGUGGCCUUUUUCCUGGGCAGGAUCAAUGGGUACCCAGGCAAAUAUUCACGGAUUUCAGGGAAGUGGAGGUUGGAGGAGUGCCACCCCACUGGCUGUCUCACAGACCUCUUCAUCCAGAUGGCCAUCGUCAUGGUGCUGAAGCAGAUCAUCAACAAUAUCUUUGAGUUCAUUGUACCCUGGAUCAGUGGGGUGUUGAAGAAUAAGCAAACCAAGGAAUUGUCAGAUGGUGCCCUCCACUGUAAGAAGGACUGCAGUAGAAUGGAAAAGGGGCCAUGUGACAAUUGCAAGCUCAUUGACUGGCUGAGCAACUACAACCUCAAAGAUGUCAACGUCUUCAGUGUCUUCAACGAGUUCAUAGAAAUGAUAAUUCAGUUCAGCUUCACAACCAUCUUUGUGGCAGCCUUCCCCUUGGCUCCGCUGCUGGCGCUCUUCAACAAUGUCAUCGAGAUCCGGUUGGACGCCAUCAAGAUGGUCAGUUUGGAGCGCCGGCUCAUUGCCAAUAAGACCAACAAUAUUGGUAUGUGGGACAGGGUCCUGGAGGUGAUCGGCGUGCUAGCAGUGAUUGCCAACGGGCUGGUCAUUGGCAUCACGUCAGACUUCAUCCCCCGUUUGGUGUACCGCUACCACUAUGGCCCCUGUGCUACUGGAGAGGCCACAGAUGUCCACUGUAUGACAGGUUACAUCAACCACUCCUUGUCCACUGCGUACAUGAGCAAUGAAGCUGUCCGCCGUGACUUUGAACCUCACCAGCUGGUUACCUAUAACGGCCUUAUCAUCACCCACUGCAGGUAUAAAGAUUACAGAAAUGAUGUGAACUAUGAACUCACGUCCCAAUUCUGGCUCGUUCUGGGGGCGCGGUUUGCCUUCGUCAUCCUGUUUGAGCACAUUGUCUUGAUUUUCAAGUUCAUUGCGGCUUGGCUACUCCCCGACUGCCCACUGCAGGUCAAGAACAGCAGACUGGAAGACAAGUUCAGCAGGCUGAGAGAAGAGCUGGUGUCUUUCAGCAACAAAGGGGCCGAGGAUGAGACAGACGGGUCAACAAAGGCAUGACAAGAGAGACUGUGAGGAGAAGGAGCUUGUGUGAGAAGCUUGGGUGAGACUCACCUUCUUGGCCGUCAAGUGUGCAUCAGAAUUGGUGGACGAGGACAAGUUAAGCGGGAUAACUGCUCUGCUUUGGUCUUCUUUCUCCUGUCCCUGUGAGAAAGGACAAGUUACUCAAAGGUGCUCAAAGUGAUCCUACCUCCCCAUCCCACCAGUUUACUGAUGUAUUUCACCCUAUUACAGAGUAACCUGCACUUAACAUAGCAAAUGCUCCACAGAAACCACACUGUCGAAUAUUCCUGGAAAGGCUGGGGGACAAAAGUCUCCUUAGCAACGAUAGUAAACGACUAAGAGUUUCCUAGAAACUGGGAUAAAGACUUGAGUCACCUGAAGGCAAGAAACUGUUUACCUGUUUACCCGAUAUGUGUCACACACUUUUCCAGAUCCCUCCUAAAUCAGAUACCCUGUGGCCUCUUGGUCCAAAUCUAAAAGAAUUUGUUUCCUUUCUAUUUUUCAGAUAGUAUGCU
Scleropages formosus (Asian bonytongue) is the source of this 3090-nucleotide messenger RNA. Its product is annotated as anoctamin-9-like. Bases 218 to 2572 code for a protein of 784 amino acids. Gene Ontology annotation, cellular component: plasma membrane. Gene Ontology annotation, molecular function: protein dimerization activity; chloride channel activity. The record is from RefSeq and is a predicted model, not a curated record. The transcript has 24 exons. Gene Ontology annotation, biological process: chloride transmembrane transport. NCBI's taxonomy places the organism in Eukaryota, Metazoa, Chordata, Actinopteri, Osteoglossiformes, Osteoglossidae.